Molecule: messenger RNA, 5160 nt
Organism: Eptesicus fuscus (big brown bat)
Lineage: Eukaryota; Metazoa; Chordata; Mammalia; Chiroptera; Vespertilionidae
Gene: FRMD3
Product: FERM domain containing 3
Exons: 14
Coding region: 3-1796 (597 amino acids)
Cellular component (GO): cytoskeleton
Molecular function (GO): cytoskeletal protein binding
Source: RefSeq, a predicted model, not a curated record
GCAUGUUCGCCUCCUGCCACUGUGUGCCGAGAGGCAGGAGGACCAUGAAAAUGAUCCACUUUCGGAGCUCCAGCACCAAAUCACUCAGCCAGGAGAUGAAAUGCACCAUCCGGCUGCUGGACGACUCGGAGAUCUCCUGCCACAUCCAGAGGGAGACCAAAGGGCAGUUUCUUAUUGACCACAUCUGCAACUACUACAGCUUGCUGGAGAAGGACUACUUCGGAAUUCGUUAUGUGGACCCAGAGAAGCAGCGGCACUGGCUUGAACCUAACAAGUCCAUCUUCAAGCAAAUGAAAUCUCAUCCACCAUACACCAUGUGCUUUAGAGUGAAAUUCUACCCACAUGAACCCCUGAAGAUUAAAGAAGAGCUCACAAGGUACCUUUUGUACCUGCAAAUUAAGAGAGAUAUUUUCCACGGUCGAUUACUCUGCUCCUUCUCAGAUGCUGCCUACCUGGGUGCAUGUAUCAUUCAAGCUGAGCUCGGUGAUUACGAUCCUGAUGAGCAUCCUGAGAAUUACAUCAGUGAGUUUGAGAUUUUCCCUAAGCAAUCACAGAAGCUGGAAAGAAAAAUGGCAGAAAUCCAUAAAAGCGAGCUCAGAGGCCAGAGCCCGCCGGUUGCUGAAUUUAACUUACUCCUGAAAGCUCACACUUUGGAAACCUAUGGGGUGGAUCCUCACCCAUGCAAGGAUUCAACAGGCACAACCACAUUUUUGGGAUUCACUGCUGCAGGCUUUGUGGUAUUUCAGGGAAAUAAGAGAAUCCAUUUGAUAAAAUGGCCAGAUGUCUGCAAAUUGAAGUUUGAAGGGAAGACAUUUUAUGUGAUUGGCACCCAGAAGGAGAAAAAAGCCAUGUUGGCAUUCCAUACCUCAACACCAGCUGCCUGCAAACAUCUCUGGAAGUGUGGGGUGGAGAACCAGGCCUUUUAUAAGUAUGCCAAGUCCAGUCAGAUCAAGACUGUGUCCAGCAGCAAGAUAUUUUUUAAAGGAAGUAGAUUCCGAUACAGCGGUAAGGUUGCCAAAGAGGUGGUGGAGGCGAGUUCCAGGAUCCAGAGGGAGCCUCCGGAGGUGCACAGAACCAACAUUACCCAGAGCCGCAGUUCCCACUCCUUGAACAAACAGCUCAUUAUUAACAUGGAGCCCCUGCAGCCCUUACUGCCUUCCCCCAGCGAGCAGGAAGAGGACCUUCCCCUGGGUGAGGGUAUUCCUUUGCCCAAAGAAGAUGACAUUUCUGCCCCCUUGAUCUCCAGCUCACCGGUGAAAGAAGCUCGGGAGUAUGAAGACCCCCCAAGCGAAGAGGAAGAUAAAAUAAAAGAAGAGCCUUUGACUAUCUCUGAACUGUCAUACAACCCCAGUGCAAGCCUGCUCCCCACCCCAGUUGAUGAUGAUGAGAUUGACAUGCUCUUUGACUGUCCAUCUAGGCAUGAGUUGGAAAGAGAAGACCUGGAUUCGUUUGAGGAACUGGAAGCAGAUGAAAAUGCCUUUUUGAUGGCCGAAGAAGAGGAGCUAAAGGAGGCUCACCGAGCUUUGUCGUGGAGCUAUGACAUUCUGACCGGCCAUAUUCGGGUGAACCCACUGGUCAAGAGUUUUUCCAGGCUCCUUGUGGUGGGCCUGGGGCUGCUGCUCUUUGUAUUCCCCCUGCUCCUCCUCCUUUUGGAGUCAGGUAUUGAUCUCUCCUUCUUAUGUGAAAUCCGCCAAACGCCAGAGUUUGAGCAGUUUCACUAUGAAUAUUACUGUCCUCUCAAGGAGUGGGUGGCUGGCAAAGUAAACCUCAUUCUCUACAUGCUGGGUUGCUCAUAAAUACAUAUCUCAUAUGACUAAGGGCUAUAUUCAAUAUUAGUGAUGUGUUUUUCUCAAGCAAAUGCCUGGUUCUGAAUGGUCAUGGAGCCGUCAACAUGUGUUCCUUACUCAAAAUUGAUUAUUCAGACCUUUAAGUUAGCUUUCCAUAAUUCACUGCACUUAAUAAGUUUAAAUCAAACACAGUAAUUUCAGUUAUAGGUCAGGAAGAUGGCCUUUAAAUAACCCAAAAUGUUUAUUUUUAUUAUAUCACAGGCAGACUCUUUAUCUAUUAUAAUACAUAAUACAUUGAGCUGAAUUAGAUUUCCCCCCUUUUUAAUAGUUAUCAUCAUUAUAAGAUAUAAGGUUCAGAAUCAGAAUUUUAGUCAAAAUUCAAGAGAAGGUUUUUGAAUAUAAUCCUUAGUGAAAAUAAUGUCCUCUAACCAAUGCCUAUACAGUUAAAUUAAUGCUGGGUUUUUGUUUUUUUAAAAAUAUUUUUAUGUGUUCAGAAUAUUUUGGUAAAUUUUUAGCAAAAAAGAAAAAAAAAGAAGACUCCUGGAGUUAUUGUACAGACUGUAAGACUAAUGCACAAAGGGUAUUGUGGGAAUUUUUUAAUGUUUUGGCCCAGGUUUGUUUUUAAAAAUAUUUUUGGAUAAAAAAAAAUCCCAUAAUUUGUUGUUAGCUGCAUAUGAGAUAGAAAAUAGGUAGAAAGACUGUAGUAAGUAGGCUCCUAAAAUAAAUGAUGGAACUGGAGGAUGUAGAAACUGAGUAUCAAAUGGACCACAGGGUCCAUUUUCAAAAGUAUUUGGACGAGAGGACUUGUUACUUUCAUUUGCAUUCUGUCCAUAUAUUUUGGCUAAGGAAGCAAAACUUUAAAGUAAAAAGAUAUAUGCCAAUUAAUUGCAUGUUAUUGUACAUUUAUCCGAGAGUGGAAGCAGAUGUUGGACAAAUGGCAAGUAGCAAAAACUGUUUUGGUGAGGCUGGUAGGCAAGUGGUGGUAGGAAGGUGAUCUAUUUUAUGGAAGUGAUGGUGAUGCAAGGUAUUGGAUAAUGUAAAGAACAGCACACUCGCUGUCCAAGUUGACAUGAAUAUAUUUAAGUGGAUCUAAAUAAAAGUGGAGAAAUGUUAAGGUACAUUUUUGGUUCCUCAUGCCAUUCAUUGUGUUUCUGUGGAAGGAACUUUAAAAGAAGUAUGUGUAUGUGAGAGAGGGGUGGGGAGAGAAUGGAUUCUGGCUUUUUGAUAAAUGCCAAUUAUCUUUUGUGAUAGUAAUUAUAUUCCUUUCCUGGUUUCCUUAAGAACUCAUUCAUAAUCGGGGCUCUCAUUAAAGAAGUGGAGGGGAUUUAUUAAAUGACAUAUUUCAGCUUGGUUGAAGUAGUGAGACUCAGUACAAGGGACAAAUGUUCUAGUACCUUCCUUCAUACCAUUAAAUCCAUGACAGAAAGGCUCUGAUGCCUUCCCAGGCAGCAUAAUGACGAAUCCUGUGGUAUAAGAGUGAGAAAGGUAAGAGCAAGGAGGUUUGGGAUUUCUCCAUGAAUUGAAAAUGUUCCAUUGCCUUCAUUUACAAAGAGAUUGGGCUUCCUGUAAUCUCUCCCUAACUCCAAUGGACACUUCAGUUUUAUAUUAGCAUAAUCUCCACACUGGUCAUCCAGUCCUACUUACUCAUGGAGUUCUGAGUGCUUUAUUAGAUAUUCAAUUUUGAAAGUAAGUUUUAAAAGUCAGCUUAUGAAGCCUUCAGUUAAGCACACUAUAAUAUUCAUUUGCUAUUAAGUUUGUUCUUUCUCAUGUGCUUUCUUUUUAAAAAAAAUAUAUUUUAUUGAUUUUUUACAGAGAGGAAGAGAGAGAGGGAUAGAGAGAAACAUUGAUGAGAGAGAAACAUCAAUCAGCUGCCUCCUGCACACCCCCUACUAGGGAUGUGCCCGCAACCAAGGUACAUGCCCUUGACCAGGAAUCGAACCUGGGCCCUUCAGUCCGCAGGCCGACGCUCUAUCCACUGAGCCAAACCGGUUUCGGCUCAUGUGCUUUCUUUUUGUGUUUUAAUGUUUCAUGCCUGAAAUUGGAUAACAAUAUAUACACAUAUAUUUUCUAUAGUUCAUUUUGGAAGUUUGAAAAUGACCAGCUUUGAAAUUGAAGUUAUUUCCCCCCUCUUUUCAUAUGACUUUGAAGUCAUACUUUCUGAUAAAAGGGCCCACCAGUGUCCCCCUUCUGAUUAUGCUUCAAUUUCUGACCAUGCCAAAUCAUCUAGCCUUCGUCCUUCAAAAUAAUAUUUUUAAAUUAUGGAAGAAAUAUAUUGCCCAUCAUAAAACAUUUGAAAAAUACUGACAGGAUAAACAUCACAUGUAGUCCAACCAUGCAGAUCUAUAUGAACUAGUAAUACAUUUAUUAUUUUUACAUUUCCAGCUAACAUCUCUUUUCUCUUAGGCAAAAACCUUGAUUAUUGAAUAGAAAUAUUUUUAAGUGAAGGAGUUGACAGGAUAGGGUCUGCUGAAUUUAAACAAUAGCCACCAAAAGUAAAAGUGGGAUAGAGUAAGAGCCAUUUUAGAAAUACCACUUAAGUUUGGUAGAAGGCAGUCACCAGCUGCCUGAAUGAAAUGAGAAAAAGACUGCUUCCAAGAUGGAAAGUAUAUAGUAAUAUAGUGAGAUACAGUGGUCAAAGCAAGUGUGUGAGUAUAUGUAUUAUUGGCAUGUGUGUUUAUAUAUGAAUAUAUGUGUGUGUGUAUACACCCCACUGAUAUGCCCUUCAUACACAGUUGUAUUUACUUUUUCCCAAAUGAGGAAAUUGUGACGUUUUUAUUCCUUUUCCCCUCUCAGUUAUCACGGUGGAUAAAACAGUCUCAAAGGUUUCAAUUUCUCAUGAAAAUCACUGUGUGUACAUAUGUAAUUAUAUACACACACACACACGUAUGGCAAAUACAUAUACACACACAAUCUUGUCUUUAGUGCUAUUGCAAGUUGGAUCAUGAAAAAAUGUAGGUAAAGUAUCGUGUUUCUGUCUGUGCUUGGAACAUGUAAAAUGUUAUGUAUUUGGAAUAUAUUUUGUGGCUUGUCUAAUAUUUAUAAAAUUAACUCUGGGAAGAAUUCAAAAUGAAUUGAUUUCAUUGAAAUACUAGGGAUAUGGGGGCCAUGGUACCUAUAAUUGGAGCCUUAUCUUUGUAUAGUGAAAUUUGCAUUUCUAUGUCAACAUUCAGAUUGUUUUAUAUGUUAAUACGGUGGCAGAAAUCCCUAAUAAACUACUCUGGGGAAAAAUGUUUCAGCAAUCAUUUAGUUUUAUUCACAGCAAAACUGUAUAAAUAGCCUGUUGGAAACUACAGAAGGUGCCAUCUAGGACCUUGAAAUGAGGUCACCCUUGAAUGGUGACAGUGUGAAAAAAAUGACAGACAAUGGAUGGGAG